AUGUCCGCAUAUAACGCCAAAACCACCGCCACGGGCCUAGUCACCAACUAUACCUCCCUCAUAAAAGGCAAAACUAUCCUCGCAACAGGCGUCACGCCAGGAACAUUAGGCGGCUUCUACGUGCAAUCUAUAGCAUUUGCCAAACCAGAACAUAUUAUCCUAGCCGGCCGCAAUUCCAUCAAACUCGAACAAUGCGCCGCAGAAAUCACCGCCAAGAAUCCCGAAGUCAAAGUCCACACUUUGCAAGUUGAUUUCAGCUCUCUAAAGAACGCAAGAGAGGCCGCGAAGCAAGUUAAUAGCUGGGAUGAUAUUCCCGUUAUCGACGUCCUAGUCAACAACGCAGGCAUCAUGGCUGUGGAGUAUAAGCUCUCGGAGGAUGGUGUCGAGUCGCAGUUUGCGACUAACCAUCUGGGCCCGUUCCUUUUUACGAACCUCAUUUUGGGAAAGGUGUUAAAAUCGGAGGCUCCACGGGUGGUUAUGAUUUCUAGUGAUGGACAUCGGUUGAGUCCGAUUCGGUUCUAUGAUUAUAACUUUGAUGAGGGCAAGACGUACAAUAAGUGGUUAGCAUACGGCCAAUCUAAAACGGCCAAUAUGUUGAUGGCACUUUCAUUGGCUACUAAGUUGAGUGUCAAGUAUGGGUUGCAGGCUUUUAGUCUGCAUCCAGGUGUUAUUCUUACCACGAGUUUGGGGGAUCAUUUGGAUUGGGAGAACACUGAUAUGGAGGGACUGUUAAGCGUUGAUAAGUUGCAGGGUAAUCCUGAAGGCUGGAAGGGUUUUAGUCCUAAGACGCUAGACCAAGGUGUUGCGACGCAUGUGUAUGCUUCGUUUGAUCCUUCGCUGAAAGCAAAUAACGGCGCUUAUCUCAUCGACACGCAUGUGGCUGAUCCACUCGAAGAUACAGUGAAGGCGUGGGCGACCAGUAACUUCGAAGCCGAAAGACUGUGGAGGCUAAGCGAGACUCUGGUUGGUCAAACAUUUGCCUACUAG
Messenger RNA from Penicillium lagena, 987 nucleotides. RefSeq lists its product as uncharacterized. The record is from RefSeq and is a predicted model, not a curated record. Bases 1 to 987 code for a protein of 328 amino acids. NCBI's taxonomy places the organism in Eukaryota, Fungi, Ascomycota, Eurotiomycetes, Eurotiales, Aspergillaceae. The transcript has 4 exons.